GGUUCAAGGAUCACUCCGUACUCGUUCUCAAGGACAUGUACCCUCAGGAACGAGACAACGACAACGACGAUGAUGACGACGACGACGACAAUGACGACGACGAUGACGACGAUGACGACGACGACGACGGCGACGAACAGAGCGACCCUACAAAUAAGAAGUUUGUGGUUAACUUGAGGUCAAAGAACCGCGACAAGAACUCUCUCGAAAGAAUCAUCGUGGGACGCGUAAUGAUCCGUAACGACAACAUGCGGGAGAAAAGAUGGCUUCUGCUCGCUUUAUUUGGAUUCUUAUUGAUCAACGCGAUCACGGAUGCGCUGAAGCCGACGAGACCGAAAUUUAAAAUUGCCACAACUUCGACGACGACCACGACCGAGGAAUCACGUCUCGAGGAAAACGUGAAUGAGGAUGCCGUGACAACAACGCCAGCGACAAACUCGUCGGAGGGAAACAUAACUACCGGGCAUAUGUUAACAGGAAUCCCACAAAUUGAUUAUAUUUGGGAUCCAAAUUUGCCGCGUGAAUUGAACGGUUACAAUCUGAGCGAUUAUCCAUUCUACAACAGCAUUCCCGAGGACAUUGACUUCAAGUGCGACGGCCUACACGAUGGAUUUUAUGCGAGCGUACCUCACAAGUGUCAGGUCUAUCAUCACUGCCUUUUCGGCACACGUUACGACUUCCUCUGUGCCAAUUUCACAGCAUUCGAUCAGAAAACCUUCAUUUGCCAUUUCGUGUCCGAGGUCGAUUGCGCCAACUCGAAGAAGUACUGGCAUAGGAACGAUGCCCUCUACAAGGCGACGACCAGCUCGACGACCUCGACGUCGACGACGACCACAACUGUCGCACCGGUCACGGUGGCUUCCUCGUCGAAUGGCCGAGGUUCCUCGCGCGAACGAGAUCCAUUAAGACGAAGAAGACCAUAUUCAAGAAGAAGACCUUAUGAUUAUUAUGAUGAGGAUUAUUAUGACGACGAGUACACUCGACCACGUGGAUAUGACAGACGAGAUGAUUAUGAGUACGAAGAUAGGAAAUAUAGAAGAGAUAGAGAUAGAGAUGUAAGAGAUCGCGAUCGUGAUUUUCGUGAUAGAGAUACUGCUAGAUCCAGGGAUACAGCAAUAAGAGACGAAAGAGAUCGGGACGUUUCUCUUAGAGAAAGAUAUCCAAAUAGAAAUAAUAGGAGGGAUCAAGCAAGGCCAAGAGAUCCACCAGAAGAGGACGCAAGAGGAUUGAAGAAUAGAGAACAAGAACAAUCUAGAUCGCGAGAGAUCGAAGAUUCGGAAUUGGACGAUCGAAGGAUCGAUUCGAGAGGCAGGGACAACGAUGAUAGAAGGUAUUCCGAUAAAAGGUUCAGGGAUGAUUAUGAUGAUAAGGAUUCUGCUGGUGCUCUGUCAAAUCAAGGAUCGAUAGGUGCUACCGAAGGACUCGUCAAACCAGCUGCUCCAAUCUCUUCUGUGUAUUCCAGACCAAGGGCUCCACCUAAAAUUCGAAGACCGGUACCAUUAUCCGAACAAGACCGCUACGCUUAUAAGUCAACGUCUGCGCAAUCUACUGAAGAACCUCGAAGACGACCUGUGGAUCUUGAAGACGAUUAUUAUGACGACGAGCUCGAAGAUAUCAGACCAAUGAGACGACCACUUAGACGAAGACCGACUUAUAGAGAAAGAGAUAGAGAUCGUGAUUUCUACGACGUCAGGGACAGGGAACGAGAUCGACCCUUCAGAACUCGAUAUCGCGAGGAUGAAGAUGAUAUACGACCCAGGAAGCAUCCUGAUCGCUCUAGAGACCGUUACUACGAGAGAGAACGAGAAAGGGAUCGUAGUUUGGAACGUGGCAGAGAUCGAUCAAUCGAUCGUGGAAAAGAUCUCUCCGCUUCGAGAUCCUUGGAUCGCGAUCGUGGAAGAUAUCAAGACACUGAGAGACCCGAGAGACCGUAUUCCUCGAGUCGACCUCUAGAACGGGAAAGAGACAAUAGGCCAACGAUAGAUGAUAGAUCUCGAUCAUCCUUCAGAUCGAAAGAUUUGUCAGAUACCACGGAGACAUCUAGAAGACCGAUCUCAACGACGAGCACGACAUGCAUGCCGGAAAUGGCAGUACACGAAGUGGAGCCGGAAACAAAGCAAACGUCCGUGGAUCGAUUCGAAAGACCGGAACGCCCAACAAGACCCCUACAAUCGCAUAACAAUAACAAUAAUAACAAUAACAACAAUAACAACAAUAACAACAAUAACAACAAUAACAACAAUGGUGCUCGGGGAUCGUUCGAAGAUGAGGAAGAUAUUGGUAAGAAAUCUAUCAAAACACCUCAUUAUACAACCUACCAAGAACGAGAUCAAGAAGAAGAGGAGGAACAAGAUCCUCAAUACUCUCAACAGCAGCAACAACAGCAGCACUCAUCAUCUUACUCGGAUGAGUAUUCAUCGGAGUAUUACGACGAACCUGAGGAUCCACCAAUUCCUUCUCCAAGGACAACCGUGCGCAUUGUCAAGAGACCAUUUUUACCAUCACGAGGUGGAGUUCCCAAUCCUAGAGGACUCUCGCCGGUUGGUUCGAAAGCACCGAGAAGAGAGGAGGACAGAAGUACCGAAAGAACGAUCCUACAACAGCAACACGAGGAAAAUCAUAAAGAUUAUUACGCUCAACAGUCCCCUGAUCAAGAAAGCAAACGAAUCGAUCAGGACGGUAAACGCGAAGAGGAAAAACAAACAUAUGACGCUUACAAAGUGAUACAGAGCGAUCUCCAACAAAAACAGAGACAGGAAGAAUAUGAUAUAUCUAUAGCCAGGCCAAUAUUACGUAGACCCGCCGAAAGACAACACGAAGAGGAAGUAACAAAAUCAUUGGAACAAAAUCCAAUACCUAAAUUGGUCACCACUGAAUCUUAUGAAGAAAUUCGAAAAACACUCGAGCCAGAAGUACCGGCAAGUAACAAAAAAUGGUCUACCGAACAAUUUACUAGUAACAAGGAAAGUAACGAUGGUGUAGUGCCAACAUCCUCAGGAUCACCUAUUCGUAGCAAAAGCAGACAAUCCGUAACUGAAAUUUCCAAUCUCUACAGUUCGACUUAUAAAGCGGAAGAUAUUCAUGAGCAACCUUCCGGGCCAAGUAGUUUUCGUGUAAAACAAAGAAUAAACGAGGUGACCCAUAAACUUCAAGAUAUUCCGGACAGCGAGUACGACGUAACAUUAAACGAUGCACUAACACCUACGUUAAAUCAAGAGGCCAACUUGCCCAGUGGUUUUGUUUUACCUCUUCACAGACAACUCGGUAGAGACACAGUUUUACAAUCCUCGGAGGACAAUUAUAAAAUUUCCAGACCGAUCGGUCAACAACAACAACAACAACAACAACAACAACAACAAAAAUCAUUCGUACCGAGUCCACAAUUUGUUCCAGCUCCAGCUAUCCCAAACGAGAGACAACGAAAUGUUUAUUAUAGAACACCGGAACCAAUCUCAUACAAUGGACAACAUUACAGACAACAAAAUCAGCCUUGGCAAGAUUAUACCGGUUAUUAACAGAGGAUAAUCAUCGUCAUAAAAAAGGGGAGGGAAUGCGAAGAAAAAUUAAAAGAAAAUCGAUCACAUAGCUCAAAGAUUUCCAAAGUAUUCCCUUAAUUUCUCAAUUGUUCAUUGUUCGUAUACGAAGAUUCUCAAGGGAGAUUGGCUUGUGACAAGAGGAAUCGUAUGUGGAUAGAUAUUUUGUGAGGAUUGGACGAUCACAUCCUUUUAUGUCUUUCAUUCCAAUUAACGUACACAAAUAAUCAUGCAAAAAAAAUAUCACGAUACAAUUUUCAAUAUAGAAUUGAAUGAUUAGCAAUAAGAAAAAAAAAUAGAAAAAAGCAAAAAAAGAAAAAAAAAAUUCGAUUACAUCUCUGCGUUAGAUGUCGCAGAGAAAAAAAAACGCUCGUUUCUUUUCUUUUCCUUUUAUAAUAUUUUAU
This is a messenger RNA of Vespa mandarinia (Asian giant hornet), 3937 nucleotides long. RefSeq lists its product as uncharacterized. Gene Ontology annotation, cellular component: extracellular region. Gene Ontology annotation, molecular function: chitin binding. The record is from RefSeq and is a predicted model, not a curated record. Lineage: Eukaryota; Metazoa; Arthropoda; Insecta; Hymenoptera; Vespidae.